GCCCGUCACAUGUGCUACGCUGUAGGGCAAGCAGGGACAGUUGCAGGCUGAGCAUUGGAGAAGCAAGAGUAUUUUCUACUUUACAGGAGCCAGAGAGAGGAAAGAGGUGAGGAGCUGGUUUCAGGUGCCGGAUGAUCCUGGUAUUGUGCUCAAAGCUAACACCGCCCUCACUGAGACCCCCCGCGCGGCUCUGUCUCUGUUCACCAGGCUGUGCCCCAAAUGGGCCUGUACCCCACCAGCGGCCUCUGCACCUCUCGCCUGGGAGGGAAGAGAGGGCGGCUGUGCCGAAAGCUGAGGUACCUCCUGGCCAUCCUUAGAACCCUCCCCCAUCUGACCAAACCGCCCCUGCCCCAGGAGCUCCGUAGCUGUGCUGUGCUUCCCUUAGCUCCGCCCCCCAGCUUGGUUAGGCACGCUCAGUUGAGGCACGCGAGGUCAGACGGGGGGAGCUUUAGCUGCCUUCCCAGCAGUGCCUUCUCCAGGAGAGGCCUUGAAUACAAACCCUGGCUGUGUGAAUCAGCUGCUAGGAGCUACUCCAACUCCAGCAGGGACAGCCUCAAAGGAGAGGCCCCCAUCGGGGUUUGGGAGGAGACCAAAGGAGCGCUUCAGCUCAGCUACCUGGGGGCGCGCCUCGGGGAGUCUUUCCAGUAUCUGUCCAAGCACAUCAACGCCUACUUCAAAGGGGAAGAAGAGCGAGUUCAGACCCUGCCCAAGAGGGCUGGGGUUGGACAUGGGGCACAGGGGUCAGUGGGAGGAAGACUGAGGCGCUCCUACAGCCAGAGACAGGCCAAAGACAAACAGGAGGGCGAGGAAGGGGAACGGAGCGUGCCUCCGGAACAGGCGCAGGUGCAGGAGGUGUUAGAGGAGCAGACAUCAGCGCAGCCUCCAGCCCAGGCCCACCGAGGCAUUCACCUGUUCCACAUCAGCUCGCUGGCCAACAGGUUCGGGGAGAGCUACAGCUAUGUGGCCCGCCACAUCAACUCCGUCUUCUCUGUGGGGGGUCCGGCCUCGGAGGUCCAGAGCCAGGCACGCGAGGAUGAGACGGUACUGCUGAGAACAAGGCGGAGGAGGAGAAAGACGAUAAAAGUGAUCAGCCAAGCGGGUCGUGUGUAUAAGGUGUCUGAGAGAGAACCAGACUUUCGAUCAGUGAGGGCUGAGGACUCCAGGACGGAAGAGGAGGGCCAUCUUUAUCUUGCCCAACGCAUCAACAGCUACUUCAGCGCCAAGAUGACCGACUCACCCCCAGAACCGGCGCCACAGAAUAGGACGGUCAUCACACCAACCAGCGCAGUGAGCCAGCAGCAUUCAGGCUCCUCCCCCGGGGCUCCAGUAACCAAUCAGGAGUCCCUGGCGCCCAGAUCCCCCGGUCUGUUCCAUAUCAGUAACCUAGCAACCAGCUUCGGGGAGAGCUACGCGCAAAUGGCCAACCACAUCAACCAAUACUUCAAAGGUCCGGAGGGCCGAGCAGAGGAGGCGGAGCUGGAGCAGGACAGGGUGGAGCUGGGGCACUGGGGGGAGGUGGGAGGCGCUGUUGAUCCUCCCCAGCAGAAGCCCCUGUCCUUCAUGCAGUGUCUCCUGGAGCCUCGGACGGCCAUCCCAGAUCUGCUGAGGAGCUACCUCCAGGGGGGCUCACAGAGCCAGAUGGCUCAGCCUGCGCCCCAGGCCUUGCAAGAGGAGACCGCGUGGAGCUGCAACAACAGGCCACGGGUUUUUGGCAGGAAAGAGGCAGAGAAUAUGACCCGGUUUCUGGUCGGCAGAGUCCAGCAGGCUGACAACCACACUUCCCUGGCCGCCCGUAUUGAGGCCCUCAACGAACAUCUCAUCCAGUACCCAGCAUGCAAAGUGGUAGCGUGGCAGGAGAGGGCUGUGCUCAUCCUCCUGGGUCAGAGACGUUGCUAUAGAGACAACCAAGAACUUCAAGGUGCCAUAAGAGAGGCCUUGGCUCUGAUUGGCUAUGUGGAUUCAGUCAAAGGUCGCGGGAUAAGGAUUCUUUCCAUCGAUGGUGGAGGCACAAGAGGGGUCGUGCCACUGCAGGUCCUGAAGCGGCUGGAGGCGGCGACGGGGAGGCAGGUGCACCAGCUGUUCGACUACGUGUGCGGCGUGAGCACAGGAGCAGUCCUAGCCUUCAUGCUAGCAUUGGCCCGUAUCUCUCUCGAGGAGUGUGAGGAGUUGUACCUUCGUUUCGGGUCAGACAUUUUCCGGCAGAACCCCUUUGUUGGCACAGUGAAGAUGGGCUGGACCCACUCCUACUACAACACCGCCACAUGGGAAGGGCUGCUGAGGAAGAUGAUGAGUGACAAAGUGUUGAUUAAGACUGCAAGGGACCCACAGAGUCCAAAGGUGUCGGCCGUCAGCGCCGUGGUGAACUGGGGGACCACGCCCAAGCCCUUCAUCUUCCGAAACUACAACCACGCCCCGGGUCGCCUCAGCCGCUACGCAGGGGCUUCUGGGUACCAACUCUGGCAAGCUGUGCGGGCAUCGUCUGCCGCCCCAGGGUACUUCCAGGAGUUUCCCCUCCAGAGUGACAUACACCAGGAUGGGGGCCUCAUUCUUAACAACCCCUGCGCCUUGGCCAUUCAUGAGAGCCGCCUGCUCUGGCCCACCCAGCCCUUCCAGUGUGUGCUGUCGCUAGGUACCGGUCGCUACGACAGCGCCAAGAGGGGCCCGGCCACCUCCACCAGCCUGCGUGCCAAAAUCAGCAACCUGAUCAGCAGUGCCACGGACACAGAGGGUGUGCACACCCUUCUUGACGACCUGAUGUCAGCCGACGUCUACUUCCGCUUCAACCCCAUGCUGAGCGCUGAGGUGUCCCUGGAUGAGAGCCGCCCCAAUGCGCUGGAGUUACUGAGGUCCGACACGGAGCUCUACCUGGACCGGAACCAGCACAAAAUGGAGCGGCUGUGCAAGGUGCUGGGCCCAGAGCGCAGAGCCUUGCAGCUCACGGGGGACUGGAUCGGGGAGCGGGCCUGGGAGCUCCGGCAGCGCUGGUCCUGAGUUCUGCACGGGAACCAAGAACCAGAAUCAGAGCCAGAGCCAGUACCAGAACCAGAACCAGAGCCGCAGUUCACCAACAGCACUCCUCAUGGUGUAGAUCAGCCACCUGCUAAGACAUGGUGGCCUGUGGUAGAUUACUCAAAGCACACUGCCCUCAGGCUUAGUGUAAUGGCAUUAUUGGACAGAGAGGGGGCAGCACUGAGACAGACAAGCUUCUGGAUGAUUGAGUAGAGCUUGUUGGGCCAAAUACAACAUAGACCUUAAAUUCAUCAGAAAAUUCAGAUGAAAAUCAAUCAUAAAAAAUAUGAUUAAACUUAGAACCCCCUAUGCCCGCCACUGGCUAUUAACAUUAAGUUUUGGUUUUGGUUUUGAGUUUCUAUCAAGUGUCUGACACUUUGUCACAUUUUACUAAAAUCGCUCCAAUAUAAUGAAAAUAACAUUAUGAAUGUAUGAAUGUAAUGAAAAAUGCAAGCACUUUAAUUUACACUGGAUAUUGUUCUCUGAAUAAGUCAUCAUCAUCAUCAUCACCAUCAUCAUCAUCAUCAUAUACCUCAUCAUACCCUCCUCACAUGGAACACGUGUUUUGUCACAUUUGUCUGGAAUAAAGUGCAUGAUUUUAACAUUGUAAUAUAAUACCAGACCUCAGAGCUGUGAAUGUAAUCUUCUGUACUGUAUCAUGCUAUAAAAGCUGCUUUAGACUUCUACUUUAAUUAUAUGAUGCAGCAUUAAUGUAUAUGAUGCUGUGUGCACAUGUAAGCUGGACUUUAAAAAUCACUGGAAGAUUGUAUGGAUCUAUAUUUUGGUAUUUUGGUAUGAAUAAUAAACUGUUCAUUUGUA
Molecule: messenger RNA, 3828 nt
Organism: Megalops cyprinoides (Indo-Pacific tarpon)
Lineage: Eukaryota; Metazoa; Chordata; Actinopteri; Elopiformes; Megalopidae
Product: calcium-independent phospholipase A2-gamma-like
Exons: 10
Coding region: 220-2991 (923 amino acids)
Biological process (GO): arachidonate metabolic process
Cellular component (GO): membrane
Source: RefSeq, a predicted model, not a curated record